AUGUCGGCACUCAUGGACAGACAGUGUAUUGAUUCCAACCAAAAAAAUUCACCAAACGUAACGGGAAAUAUUGCGGAAUGUUCACCGAUGGAUAACAAAGACGUUGAUGCCAGCAGCCUCGGUCCUUUAAAAUCUGGAAUGGGGCUAUUUGGGAUGCUGGUUAAAAAACCCGUGCCCCCUCCAAAACAAACAUUGGCAAAAACCAAUAAUAAUCAAAUCAGAUUACACCAUCCUGUAUUUACAAAACUAUCCUUAUUGCCAGUAUCGACAACUUCAAAUUCUUUGACAACCACGCCCACCAAAACUCUAACUGCGGCUUUUAAGCCUCUAACUGGCAAUACGAUAACUGCAAUCUCAACAACAACAACAACAACAACAACAGAAUCAAAUAACAAUUUACUCGCGGUAACAACAGCAGCCACAAUUAAAACUGCCAUUAAAGGGCCCGCUACCUUUCCAAAACCAAUGGUAAAACAACAAAACAACAACAAUCACAUCGACAACAGUAGCGAUAGUCCGAAGUCCAAUUCAUCCAGCUCAAUAAACAUCAGUAAUGAUGAGAAAGCAGAAAUCACUCAAACUGCACUUCAUAUUGAAGACGGCUAUGAGUACGAUGAUCCAAUGGCUGUAGACAUGUAUAACUUGAGUAAAAACAUCAACAAUACCAACAACAAACCAACACCUGAAGAAGAUGUUUUGUACGAUGAAAUACAUGUACGGUCAGAACUUGAGACACAGGUGCUUGGUCCAACCAAUCCGUUCGUGUCUGACGUAAACAGAACGGCCGAAGAAGAUGAUUGCUACGCUAGCUUUCCUUACAGCGACAGUGAUCACAUCUGCUACGAGGGUAACAGCUACAUCAACAACAGUUGCAAAAGAAACAUAAACACGUAUUCAAGUUUAUCUUUGAAGAAAAGCGCGCUAAAUGAUAGCAACAACAUCAAGUCGAUGGUCAUUUGUCCAGAAAAGAACGACAAGAUCGAUGAUGAGGGCGACGAGAUAUACUAUAAGUACGAUCUGGCGCAACCAGUCAUUCCCGAAAAAAAAUUUCCAAAUCGCAUUCCACCGCUAAUGUCACUAAGUAAGUUUUUUGACUCCAGUGCUUGCAACUUUGACUCAAUUGAAAUGGACAUAAACAACAACAGCAUCAGCGAAAUAAGUUACGAUGACUUUAAUGAUACCGUGAAACCCGUAAUUCCCGAAAAAACACGGAACCUCAGCAAUCAGUUGAGCAACGGCGACCAGACAUCUUUGUUGAGCAGCGUCAGCAGUUACGACGACAAAGACGACGAGGACGACAACGAGGUAGACGUCGAGGCAGUCAGACUGUACAACUGUCAGACGAGGAGAAGGUGGUGGUAUGAAAAUGUCGAACAAUAUUCGCGCGUUACUGAAGAAGACGCCAGUCAGAGACAACUUUUAAAACAAAAUUUGGUUGUGGAGUUGGUAGAGAACCAAAGACGCAAAUUAAGAAAUCUCCUCCUCUUCGAUGACGUCAUCGUCUGUGCGAAGCAAAAAAGGAAUAAUAAAUUCCUGGUGAGAUGGUUCAUCACGUUGGAUGCCAUCAAGGUCGAGUUCUCAACGGAAGAAGACGAAAAAAAUCUUCUCGAGCACAAAACUUCAAUGAAAAAGUUGAAUAAAGAAUAUAAAGAUUGUUUGGAGGCGAUCAAAUGUGAUGGAAGGAUGAAGAUGACGGCAGCGGAUAACCCAAAAAUAAAAAAGUCAUCAGAGGCGAAUAAAAAGAAGUUAAACGAAAUGGUUGGAAUACAUUUUGGAAGAUUUUAA
This is a messenger RNA of Helobdella robusta, 1785 nucleotides long. RefSeq lists its product as hypothetical. Lineage: Eukaryota; Metazoa; Annelida; Clitellata; Rhynchobdellida; Glossiphoniidae. Gene Ontology annotation, cellular component: membrane. The transcript is spliced from 5 exons. Gene Ontology annotation, molecular function: GTPase activator activity. The record is from RefSeq and is a predicted model, not a curated record. Bases 1 to 1785 code for a protein of 594 amino acids. Gene Ontology annotation, biological process: positive regulation of GTPase activity.